Molecule: messenger RNA, 1009 nt
Organism: Alternaria alternata
Lineage: Eukaryota; Fungi; Ascomycota; Dothideomycetes; Pleosporales; Pleosporaceae
Product: Xeg-Edgp
Exons: 3
Coding region: 197-1009 (270 amino acids)
Biological process (GO): polysaccharide catabolic process
Molecular function (GO): cellulase activity
Source: RefSeq, a predicted model, not a curated record
CUACUGCUGUGCUGCAUACGGCGAUGUCCGCGCGUAGACAAUGACCAGUGUGAAAUAUGUGGAAGGAAGAACUGCGCAUUGAAGCUUGAUGAUCUCGUACGAAACGGGAUGAGUGAUUGUGGAAUGUGGAGGCAACAUCGCUCGAGAAGGAUGAAAAGAGCGUCUAGAAAAGUAUAUAAAGCGCUCGCAUCUGCUUAUGUUCAUCCAGAUCAUCCCCGUCCACCCAGCGCAACACUGCACCUCGAUUAUCAUCAUGCUGUUCUCCAACUUUAUCAUUCUUCUUCUCUCUUCAAGCGCGUUCGCCGCACCCGCUGACCUCCUUCCUCGCGCCACUGCUCAAUGCGGUCAAUACCAAUCCCAAGCCUCCGGUCCAUACACGCUUUACACCAAUGGUUGGGGCUGGUCUUCUGGAACCGGAUCUCAGUGUUCGCAAAUUGACAGUCUGACUGGUACCACUCUGGCCUACUCAACAACGUGGUCCUGGUCUGGCACACCCAACCAGGUGAAGAGCUACACGAACGUUGAGACCACUUUCACGAAGAAGCAGCUAAGUGCUUACACAAGCAUGCCGACGGCAUGGAAGUGGAGCUAUACUGGAACAGAUCUGCGAGUCAAUGUCGCUUAUGACACCUUCCUCGGCACAUCAGCCAGUGGCACCAAUCUCUUCGAAGUCAUGAUCUGGCUUGGUGUAUUCGGCGGUGUAUCACCCUUGUCUUCGAAUGGAUAUCCAUUCACACCUAUUGCCACCGUAACUGUCGGUGGCACGACUUUCGACCUCGCUUAUGGUCUAAAUGGCUCUGUCAAAGUAUAUAGCUUCGUCGCUCGUGGGGGUGCUGCAACGAACUUCAGCGCUGACUUGAAUAUAUUCUUCAAGUUUCUGGUAGCUAACUACGCGAGUAACGGGUUCACCAAUAGCUUGUACUUGCAGACUGUGCAGGCAGGGACGGAAGUGUUUACCGGAAGUAAUGCGAAGUUAGCUACGAGUGCGUAUUCUAUCGCCAUCACUUAG